UUACCCUGACACUACACCGUGACGGCUUAAGUCCAGACUCGUAGUCACUCAGGUUACACACAGAAGGCGUAUAACAGCUUCAAGAGUACUGACAGAUCCUGAAUGCCCCGAACUAACAGGAGCCAUCAAAUUCUCGAGUCUUAUCGGCCGCAGCGCGCGUUUCAGCGCAUUGAGCUGAGUUAGCAGAAGACAUACCGGGGAGUGGGAGAAGGUCUUCUUCCCCGGACAGGCAAAGAUUUACCCGGUGCCUCUGAAGUGGAGAGCCAAAUAACAACCCACCCCUUUCUGUCAGCGAUUUCCCUUUUCAUUUUCUGGUACUGGGUUUGGAAAAAGGGGACAGUGUCGUACAUUCAUUUCCCGAUGCUGUUUCAGGGGACGUCUUGAUGUGUUUUACAGUAUCAGCCCAUGCGAAUUCUGAAGAUGAAAGCGUGAGCUGAGAAGUGAAUACGAUUUCGUUUUAUGUCAUACGACUUGUAUGGUAGCCACGACUCCGUAGUUUUUGCGGGGACACCUUUGACUUUUCAAUUACUUCGGCCAUCGGAACGCUUGGAGGAAGAAAGUCCCCCACUUGAGGGCGAGAUCAGACUUCGGUGGACGGCAAGUUCGGGAACGUCAGGAUAAGGGUCUGCCACAUACAACAUGCAGAAAUGUCCGGGGAGGCAGAGUUGGAUGUGAGAGGCGGUGUGGUGUCGAGAGAGCGAGAGCAAGAGCCAGAGAGGGCACGUCAGUCCACGGCCAGAGCCAGCAGCAGCAGCGGCAGCAGCGGCAGCAGCGGCGGCGGCGCAGGCGAAAGCUCCAUGCAGUUCAGCACCAGACCGGCAAGUGUGGAGCCGGGCUUCAUGGGGACAUGGCAGCAGCAGAGCACUGACAGCAACCUCCUCUUCAGGAUGUCCCAGCAGGCCAUUCGCUGUACUCUGGUGAACUGCACAUGUGAGUGUUUCCAGCCGGGGAAGAUUCACCUACGGACAUGUGACCAGUGCAAGCACGGCUGGGUCGCUCAUGCCCUAGACAAGCUGAGCACUCAGCACCUGUACCACCCGACCCAGGUGGAGAUUGUGCAGUCCAACGUGGUGUUUGACAUCAGCAGCCUGAUGCUGUACGGGACGCAGGCAGUGCCAGUGCGCCUCAAGAUCCUGCUGGACCGCCUCUUCAGCGUGCUCAAGCAGGAGGAGGUGCUGCACAUCCUGCAUGGCCUCGGGUGGACGCUGCGCGACUACGUCAGGGGAUACAUCCUGCAGGAUGCUGCAGGCAAGGUGCUCGACCGCUGGAGCAUCAUGUCCCGGGAAGAGGAGAUUAUCACCCUCCAGCAAUUCCUGCGUUUUGGCGAGACCAAGUCCAUCGUGGAGCUGAUGGCCAUCCAGGAGAAGGAGGGACAGGCCGUCACCGUGCCCUCGGCCAAGACCGACUCGGGCAUCAGGACAUUCAUUGAGAGCAACAACCGCACGCGCAGCCCUGGCCUGCUCACGCACCUGGAGAACAGCAGCCCCUCCAGCAUCCACCACUUUGAGAACAUCCCCAACAGCCUGGCCUUCCUGCUCCCCUUCCAGUACAUCAACCCGGUCUCGGCGCCCAUGCUGGGCCUACCGCCCAACGGCCUAGCCCUGGAGCAGGCCAGCAUGCGGCUGCGCGAGCCCAGCCUGCCCAACCAGACCGAGCAGGUGGACACCAGCGAGUCCGAGGUGUCCCUCUCGCCCUUCCGCAGUGGCCAGAGCCCCAACAGAGGCAACCUUGGGCAGCUGCCCAACAACAUUGAGCCCAAGACGGAGCCAAACAACGCCUCACCCAUCUCCCCGACUCCCUCAACACACCAACAGCAGCCGCAGACACCACAGCAGCAGCAGCAGCAGCAGCAGCACCAACAGCAGCAGCAGCAACAGCAGUCGCAGCAUCAGCAGCUGCCGCAGGGAAACAGCAUGAGCGACCACCACCACUUUGUGAAGAAUGACCAGUCCAAGAGCAUCACCCACUCGUCCUUCUCCUCCAAGAUGCACCGUAUGCGGCGCAUGGGCUCCACGUCGCGCAAGGGCCGCGUCUGCUGCAACGCCUGCGGCAAGACCUUCUACGACAAGGGCACCCUGAAGAUCCACUACAACGCCGUGCACCUGAAGAUCAAGCACCGCUGCACCAUCGAGGGCUGCAACAUGGUCUUCAGCUCGCUGCGCAGCCGCAACCGCCACAGCGCCAACCCCAACCCCCGGCUGCACAUGCCCAUGCUGAGGAACAACCGCGACAAGGACCUCAUCCGCUCCAACUCGGGCCCCGGCACGCCCGUCAUCUCCAGCACCAAGAGCGGUUUCACCCUCACCAGUCCCGGGAGGCCACCGCUGGGCUUCGCCACCCCUCCGCCCCUGGACAACAUGCUCCAGUCGCCCCUGCAGAGCCCGCUGGUCUUCCCCUCGCUAAAGUCCGUGCAGCCGGUGCAGCCCGUGCCACCCUUCUACCGCACGCUACUGUCGCCGGCCGACCUGGUGAGUCCUCCCGUCUCGCUGCCCACUAGCCCCAUCCUGCCCACCACCACCAACAGCACCUCCCUGAUGGAGCAACAACAGCACCUGCUGGCCACCAGCUCCCACAACUCCCACAACUCCCAUAUGUCGGAGAUCACGAGCCAGAUGGCACACCGGCUGCCAACGCCGAGCGCCCAGGAGUCGGCCACCUCAGCCUCCACCGCCGCAACCGAUCCGGCGCCCAAGAAGAAGCCUCGCAAGUCCAGCAUGCCCGUGAAGAUCGAGAAGGAGGUGAUCGACGUGGCGGACGAGUACGACGACAAGGACGAGGAUGACGAUGACAGCUGCCACCACCACCAUCACCACCACCAACACCACCACCACCACCACGGCGGUGCGCACCUCCACAACAACAUCAACGGCAACUGCAACAACAACAACAACAGUGGCAGCGGGCACCACAGCGGGGACAGCGGGCACCAGUCCCCCUCUCAGGACGAGAUGAGCCCCAGCCUGGCGCUGAGGGGUAUGCUGCGCUCCGACCGGGACGGGUGCCAGCGCGGCACAGGCGGCGGGUCCGGCGGAAGAGGAGACGGAGGGGAGCUCCGAUGCAUGGACAGCUACACCUCCGAAGACCAGGACCACGAGCGCGACUUCGAGAACGAGUCAGAGACAUCCGAGUCCAAGAUGUUCUACCGUGAUGAAAUGAUGGACACAGAUGACCAUCGAGGCGGGUCGACGGGGGGAAAUGGCGAAGGCAGUCUGCACAAAGAGCAGCAUGACGAGCGAGAUCAUGGAGAGGAAGAGGAGGGCCAACUGAGGAAGGACAUGGAGGAGAAGAGCCGCUCGUCCCCCUCGCCUCAUCAGCCGGUCAUCAAGAUCAAGGAGGAGCUCAACGACCCCACCUACGACAUGUUCUGCAUGAGCCAGUACGGCCUCUACAACGGCAACAUGGCCGCCGCAGCUGCAGCAGCCGCCAGCAUGGCUGCCCUCCACGAGAGCUUCAUCUCCUCCAUGGCCUACGGCUCCAGCCCCCCCAAGUUCUCCUCCCACUCGCCUGACGGAGACCUGUGCUCCAGCCCCGACCCCAAAAUCUGCUACGUCUGCAAGAAGAGCUUCAAGAGCUCCUACAGUGUCAAACUGCACUACAAGAAUGUGCACCUCAAAGAGAUGCACGUGUGCACUGUGGCUGGCUGCAACGCCGCCUUCCCCUCCCGACGGAGCAGAGACAGGCAUAGCUCCAACAUCAACCUGCACCGAAAACUGCUGACCAAAGAGCUGGACGACAUCGUUCUGGACCCCCAGCUCAUACCAAUGCCCAAGGACCUGCGUGCCGAGUUCCUGGCCAAGAUCUACGGGGGUGGCGGCGUCCACCGCCACCUCGGCCUGGAGGCCCUGGGAGGCGGCGCUGGGGGGCUGCUCCACCGCGGGCUCAUGGGCCGCGACGACGACGCCGGCUCCCCCGCCGGCACCGAGUACUCUAACAGCAACGGCGGCUACUACCGCGGCCCCAGCGACGACUACAUGGUGCUGGACCUGAGCACCACCUCCAGUGUGCAGUCCAGCGGCAGCGUCCACUCCUCACGCGAGUCUGACGAAGGCAGCGACGAGGGCAUCCUGCUGGACGACCUGGAGGGCGCCAGCGACGGCGAGGACUGCAGCCCCAACGCCGAGGCCCAGGGCCAGGCCGGCACCAGGAGGGACGGAAGCGAUGGAGCAGGAGGAGGAGGAGGAGGAGAAGGAGGAAGAGGAGGAGGAAGGGUAGAGGUGGAGGGGCCCCUGUCCAGCGACCCCUCCUCCUCGCCCUCUCUCCUGGCCUCGAGUGGGGGCAGCGGCGGUGGCGGUGGAGGCAUCCUCUGCACCAUCUGCCACAAAAUGUACAGCAACAAAGGGACCCUGCGGGUGCACUACAAGACUGUCCACCUGCGGGAGAUGCACAAGUGCAAAGUGCCUGGCUGCAACAUGAUGUUCUCCUCAGUGCGCAGCCGAAACAGGCACAGCCAGAACCCCAACCUCCACAAAAACGCACCCUUCGCCACCAUGAUUGACUAGCCUAAUUCGUCCUCCUCUCUCUCUUUUCCCUUCAUGUCCCCUUCAUCCAGACACUCACCCUCUUCCUGACAACCCUCACACACACACACACACACACACACACACA
Messenger RNA from Alosa alosa (allis shad), 4605 nucleotides. It is a transcript of the gene bnc2, whose product is annotated as basonuclin 2. Bases 648 to 4499 code for a protein of 1283 amino acids. The record is from RefSeq and is a predicted model, not a curated record. Gene Ontology annotation, cellular component: nucleus. The transcript has 6 exons. Gene Ontology annotation, biological process: regulation of DNA-templated transcription. Lineage: Eukaryota; Metazoa; Chordata; Actinopteri; Clupeiformes; Clupeidae.